CUCUGCACGAAAUGUGUUUCCCACGCCCCCUUACCUUUCGCCACUGCCGUUCGCGUGAACAUCCACUCGGUAUUUGACAUAUACUGUUUCCCGACCAAACGAAAUUACUGCAAUGGCUGCAGAGGCAGGCGUAGUUGCAAAUGCAGCUGAAGGUUCGGGAUCUUGGACCUCGAGCUCUGGCCAGACGAAGCUCUCCAUAUACCCUACACCCAUACCCGAACUCAUUCUACUCGACACCCCGUCAGCAUUAGAGAAGCAGAUCGGAAUGGUGCGGCGGGAGAUCACGGGUUAUUAUACCGGCGUCCACUCCAAAGCGCAAGGUAUCAUAGACCGGUGGAUCUCUGUUGAAGAGAGGGUGGAGACUCGCAUAAAAUCCUUCCGUGAUCCUACAGAGCCCUUAAAUCCCGGACUGCUCUAUACCGGAAUUUCUGCCCUAACGACAUCGGUCCUCACUCGCUCGCGCGGACUCCCUACGCGUAUCUUUCUCCCUCCUACAGCCUUAAUCAGCGCAUUCGCAUAUUUCCUUCCGGGUACCGCUUCUCGGGUCGGUGCGUAUGGCAGGGAGCUCGAAGAUCGGUAUGUUCCUCGCUUUGGAGAAAUUAGAAGAACCUCUAUUGCACACAGCGGCAUAGCCUGGGAGCGCGCGAAAGAAGGUGCUGCUGUUGGACGAGACUCGGUUAAUAAAGGUGUGAAGAGUAUUGUGGAGAGCAUUGAACAAGGGACGGGGCUUAACCUAAAAGCUAUGGGAUGGGCACAGGAAGUGAAGAAGGAGGCGCAGAGUGUUGUUGAUGUGAUUCAAAAGGAUACCAAAGAGGUCAUCGAAAGCAAGAGCCCGAGUAGCGACUCAGAAGACUCCAAGCGAUUGGUAUAGAGUACGAGUGUCCACUUAGAGACUAACGUUCUGUGACCCUGGGA
Suillus plorans is the source of this 915-nucleotide messenger RNA. RefSeq names its product apolipo protein O-domain-containing protein. The coding region runs from base 113 to 871 and encodes 252 amino acids. Gene Ontology annotation, biological process: cristae formation. The record is from RefSeq and is a predicted model, not a curated record. Gene Ontology annotation, cellular component: MICOS complex; mitochondrial crista junction. The transcript has 5 exons. NCBI's taxonomy places the organism in Eukaryota, Fungi, Basidiomycota, Agaricomycetes, Boletales, Suillaceae.